UGUGCCUGACGGCAUGCUUUGGCCAGGCCAUGAGCCCAAGCACACUGCGGGCAAAGUCCAGGGCUGUGCAGCCUCUUGUAGCCACCAAGGGAGAAGGGCAAAUUCAAAGGCUACCUGCACAGAGGCUUCAUAGCACGGCAGUGGGGUUGAGAGCUGGGAGGAGUGUACCAGUUGCCCUUGGGCAGUCCCUGCAGAGCUUGCAAAAGAGCCAGAAGCCAGCUGGGAGUGGAGCAGGGAAGGUAGUGCUGCCAGUGCUGUCUUCUCGUUGUCCCCGCGGCGAUCCCCCUACUUGGGCAUCCAAAGGCAACACCGCAGUGGUGCAAAACCCCGGCUGGCCAGGUCCCUGCCCAGGCAGAGGCCCAGUGGUGGAGGGCAGCAUGGCGAAGAGGGUGGCCAUCAUCGGAGGGGGCAGCAGCGGGCUGUGUGCCAUCAAAGCCUGCUUGCAAGAGGGGCUAGAGCCCGUCUGCUUCGAGAGGACCAGGGACAUCGGAGGGCUCUGGAGGUUUGAGGAGCACCCCGAAGAGGGACGCGCCAGCAUCUACCGCUCCGUCAUCAUCAACACCUCCAAGGAGAUGAUGUGCUUCAGUGACUUCCCCGUCCCUGAGGACUUCCCCAACUACAUGCACAACUCCAAGAUCAUGGAGUACUUCCGCAUGUACGCCCAGCACUUCGACCUGCUCCGCCACAUCCGUUUCAGGACCAACGUGUGCCGUGUGACCAAGCGCCCCGACUUUGCCGCCACGGGCCAGUGGGAGGUGGUUGCGGAGAGCGAGGGGAAGCAGGAGGUGGACGUCUUUGACGCCGUGCUGGUGUGCACCGGGCACCACACCGACGCGCACCUCCCGCUGAGCACCUUCCCAGGCAUCGAGAAGUUCAAGGGACGCUACCUCCACAGCCGAGACUACAAGGAUCCCCAGGAUUUCACGGGCAAGAGGGUCGUUGUCAUCGGGAUUGGGAAUUCAGGGUUGGACCUGGCCGUGGAGAUCAGCCAAACGGCCAAGCAGGUGUUCCUUAGCACCCGCCGCGGCGCAUGGAUCCUCAACCGUGUUGGAGAUCAGGGCUACCCCAUCGACACCAUCCUCACCACCCGCAUGAAGGUGUUCCUGCAGAUGCUGCUGGGCCUUUCCAUGGCGAGCGACUAUGCAGAGAAGCAGAUGAGCGCGAGGUUUGACCACUCGCACUACGGCCUGAAGCCAAAGCACAGGAUCCUUGACCAGCACCCAAGCAUCAAUGACGACCUGCCCAACCGCAUCAUUUCGGGCAAGGUGCUGGUGAAGCCAAACAUCCGGGAGUUCACGGAGACGUCUGCCAUCUUUGAUGACGGCACCAGGGAAGAGAUUGAUGCUGUGGUCUUUGCCACAGGAUACAGCUUCUCUUUCCCCUUCCUCGAGGGCUACGUGAAGGUGGUGGAGAACCAGAUCCCCCUCUACAAAUUCAUGUUUCCCCCUGACCUGGAGAAGCCAACGCUGGCUUUCAUUGGCCUCGUCCAGCCCCUGGGCGCCAUCAUGCCCAUCUCUGAGCUCCAGUGUCGCUGGGCCACCCGCGUCUUCAAGGGGUUGAACAAGCUGCCCUCACGGCAUGACAUGGAGGCUGACAUCAAGCAUAAAAGAGAAGCGAUGGCAAAGAGGUACGUGAAGAGCCAGCGGCACACCAUCCAGGUGGAUUACAUCCCCUACAUGGACGAGCUCGCCUGCCAGGUGGGGGUCAAGCCCAACCUGCUCGCCCUCUUCCUCACCGACCCCAAGCUGGCGCUGGAGGUGCUCUUCGGGCCCUGCACGCCAUACCAGUACCGCCUGCGGGGCCCGGGCAUGUGGCCGGGUGCCAGGGAGGCGAUCCUCAACCAGCAGCACCGCAUCAUCAAGCCCCUGCAGACACGGCAUGUGGAGGAGCAUCCCUCGACCACCACCCUGCCCCUCAUCUUCAAGCUGGUCGGGGCCGUGGCUGUCCUCGCCCUCGUUUUUGCUUACUUGUAGGUGCCUACCCUUGCUGGGCUGCCCAGAGGGAAGGGAGGCUUUGCAGUGUGCCAGUGGGGCUGGACAGCCAACCCCCGUCCCACGGCACCCUGAGCAGCCCAAUGCUGGCAGGAGCCCUUGUCCUGCCUGGCACAGCCCCGCUGUGGCCAUGCCGCAAGCUGGCGGUGCAUGGAGCCUCCCUGGCUGCCAAAAUAACACCUUGGCGCCCACUCUGCGCCUCCUCCGGGGAGCCACCCUGGACAUGGAGAAGGAAACCUGCUCACACGAAGGGUAAAAUCCAGUCCCUCAUGGCCAGCACUUCUUACCCAGCGGGGAUGCCCCUAUAUUCUGGCACCAUAACCCAGCUGAGCCACCACUGGCUACGCUCACACAAGGGCUAAGCAGAAAAGGCACAACAGACCUCCUAAAUGGAUAAAAGUGUGUUAAACAGA
Phalacrocorax carbo (great cormorant) is the source of this 2404-nucleotide messenger RNA. Lineage: Eukaryota; Metazoa; Chordata; Aves; Suliformes; Phalacrocoracidae. The record is from RefSeq and is a predicted model, not a curated record.